AUGGAAUGGUUAACCCGGCCGAGGCGUCCAACAACUACAUUUACUCAUAAGGUUGUUGAAAUUUCGUCGACAGCCCACGAUCGGUUUCACCCUUCCUGGGGCGCAUCAAGUAGACGCAGUCCCCAAGUUUCCUUCAACCUUAUGUUCUACUUGAAACCAAAUUGCAUGAAAUUAGAGAAAUACACUCAUUUGCAAACAAAAGUUGCACAACCCAUACGACUGUUGCUCGAGUACAACGGCGUCGAAUUUGAUGAUUUCAAAUAUGUGUGUGGACCCGCACCGGACUUUUGCAAAAAGUCAUGGCUUGAUGAAAAAUUCAACCUGGGUUUGGACUUUCCAAAUGUGAGUUUUCACUUUAUUGUUACAUAUUGUUCAAACCAGUUACCUUACUAUAUAGAUGGUGAUUUCAGUCUCACCCAGUCCGAUACAAUUUUACGCUAUAUCGCGGAAUCCAACGGGAUGGUGGUUUGCCCUGAGGACGACUCAAUCGAAUUUCCGAUGAGUCUCUGUUGUGUAAGUGGUGUGUUAGAGCGCAAAUUUACUAACCGGAAGGUCGGUCUGUCGAACUCGACCUCUGCCUCUCGACUUCUCCUGUCUAGGCUUGGUCAACCUGGCAGUAUCCCAGCCCUUGUGCUUCCUUCGGGCAGCAUGGCAGCUAGGCACCGAAGGGUCAGUGAAAACUUGGGGCGAGAUGGCACGAAUUUACUGACCGGAAGGUCCGUGGAAAAACUGAAACCACAGCUGCUCGCGGAUCUACCAAAUCAUUUGGAUCUGUUUGACCGCUAUCUCUCCAAAAGAACCUGGCUGUCUGGUGAGAAGGUUGACUAUCCGGACUUUAAUCUUUAUGACAUGUUGGAUACGUUCAACGCAUUGGAACCCACAUGUUUGGAUAAUUACCCCCGUUUGAAGAAGUACCUAACCGAUUUCGAG
Opisthorchis viverrini is the source of this 930-nucleotide messenger RNA. RefSeq lists its product as hypothetical. NCBI's taxonomy places the organism in Eukaryota, Metazoa, Platyhelminthes, Trematoda, Opisthorchiida, Opisthorchiidae. The transcript is spliced from 7 exons. Gene Ontology annotation, biological process: glutathione metabolic process. Gene Ontology annotation, molecular function: glutathione transferase activity. The record is from RefSeq and is a predicted model, not a curated record. The annotation marks the transcript as partial.